AUGAGCUCUAUUGUUGAAAUCCCCUCAAUUGAAGGAUCAGACCCGGAGACAGAUCCUUUGGAUGCCUUUAAGAAUGUUCUAGCGGCCCAGCUUUCAAAAUUGAUAGAUUUGGAUAUUAAAGUUUUAUACGAAGCAUUAGAGGCCCCUCGUGCAUCAGAGAAUGGGCACAUUGCAUUGUCUGUACCUCGUCUCAGGCUUAAAGGUAACCCCUCGGCGAUUGCCUCUGACAUUGUUGAAAAGUUCCAAUUGAAUGAUUACGUCCUAUUGGCCAAAGCAGAUGGCCCCUUUGUCAAUUUUUUCUUGAACCACAUUAAACUUGCACAAGCGCUUUUUAAGAAGAUCUACAACACUAAGGAGAAUUGGGGAAACAACAACCUUGGUCAGCAAAAGAAAGUCAUUGUUGAGUUUUCAUCGCCUAAUAUUGCCAAGCCCUUUCAUGCUGGGCACUUGCGCUCGACUAUCAUCGGAUCAUUUGUUCGCAAUAUCUUGAAAGCCAAUGGGUAUGAUACUAUUAGUAUGAACUACCUUGGAGACUGGGGUAAACAAUAUGGCUUGUUGGCUGUCGGGUUUGAGCGCUAUGGGUCAGAGGAGAAGCUCUUGGAAGAUCCUAUCAAACAUCUCUUUGACGUCUAUGUAAAGAUCAAUCAAGAUGCUAAGGAAAACAACGCUGUUCAUGAUGAAGCUCGUGCCUACUUCAAGAAGAUGGAGGAUGGAGACGAAGCGGCACUCAAGAUCUGGUCUCGAUUCCGAGACUUGUCAAUUGCCAAGUACAAAGACAUCUAUGCUCGCCUCAACAUUGCCUUUGAUGUUUAUUCAGGAGAAUCCCAGGUCACAGACGGCAUGAACCGCGCCUUGAAAAUGCUGCAUGAGAAAAAUUUGCUAACUGAAUCUGAUGGAGCACUAAUUAUCGAUCUCACGAAGUACAAACUCGGCAUCUGCGUAGUCCAGAAGAAGGAUGGUACUACACUUUACAUCACUCGCGAUAUCGGCGCAGCAAUAGAGCGUUACGAGAAGUAUGGAUUCGAACACAUGUACUAUAUUGUAGCAUCACAACAAGACUUGCAUCUGAAACAGCUAUUCAAGAUCCUGGAGUUGCUCGAGUUUGAAUGGGCCAAUAAGGUGACACAUAUUAAUUUUGGUAUGGUUGGAGGCAUGUCAACACGAAAGGGUACAGUUGUCUUUUUGGAGGAUAUCCUCGAGGAGACUCGCGACACUAUGCACGAGGUCAUGAAGAAGAAUGAGCACAAAUAUGCACAGAUUGAAGAUCCUCUCGCGGUUGCAGACAACAUUGGUAUUUCAGCUAUCAUGACUCAGGAUGCAUCGGCCCGUCGUGUCAAGAAUUAUGACUUUGAUUGGAAGCGCAUGUUCUCAUUCGAAGGUGAUACAGGCCCAUACCUUCAAUAUGCCCAUGCUCGUCUGUGCUCGAUCGAGCGCAAGACGGAGAUGGAGGUGAAUCCCAACGCAGAUUUACGCCACCUAGACGACUCGCGUGCCGCCGCUGAUCUUAUUACGAUGAUUGCGCGGUACCCACAAAUUGUGCGUGAAACGGCGCGCCUUUUUGAGCCUGUUAACAUUGUGGGCUACGCUAUGAAGUUGUCGCAUCACGUUUCUCAGGCACUUGAGUCGAUGUAUGUGAUGGGUGCAGAAAAGGAUGUUGCAGAGGCGCGUCUAUUCAUGUACUGGUGUGCGCGUAUGACUCUUGGUAAUGCUAUGCGGCUCUUGAACUUGAAGCCGCAGGAGCGUAUGUAG
Lobosporangium transversale is the source of this 1749-nucleotide messenger RNA. RefSeq names its product putative arginine--tRNA ligase, cytoplasmic. The transcript has 3 exons. The record is from RefSeq and is a predicted model, not a curated record. NCBI's taxonomy places the organism in Eukaryota, Fungi, Mortierellomycota, Mortierellomycetes, Mortierellales, Mortierellaceae. Gene Ontology annotation, molecular function: arginine-tRNA ligase activity; ATP binding. Gene Ontology annotation, biological process: arginyl-tRNA aminoacylation; mitochondrial translation. Gene Ontology annotation, cellular component: cytoplasm; mitochondrion. Bases 1 to 1749 code for a protein of 582 amino acids.